GUUCUUGUCAUCCUUGAGCCACGUGUUAGCAGAGCAAAAUUAGGGCUUUUUUUCCUACGAAAAAAAAUAAAUCAUAAUUAGGGUUUUCUGCAAAUCACUUUCAAUAAAAACUCUACCUUUGACAUUGCAAAUCCCCAUGGCGACUACCGCUGCCGCCAUUGCUCCGCCGCCCCUCGUGCCGGAGGAAAAUCCCUGCGAUAUGUCCCCAGAAGAAGAGGAAGAAGAAGAAGAUCCCGAAGAGCUACCCUUCGACGACGAUGAAUCAAACAGCCCUCCUCAGUCACCACAAUUGGAAACCCUUCCGCCACAGCCGGUGCCAUCGCCGCCGUCUUUAUUCAAUUCGUUAGCCGAAUUGAAAGACCUCUCCGCCGCCAUAUCUUCCUUCCAGCAAUGCUACGACGAUCUCCAUAAUCACCUCGAUUCCAUCAAAGCCGCUAUUUUGUCCAAACUGCCCCCGGAAACUCCCGAAAUCGCCGCACUCGCCCCUUCUUCCUCCUCGUGCAGACCUAAUUUACUGGAAGAAACGAUUUUGCAGAAGCAGCAGCAACAAGAGGAGCAGAAUCCCCCAAAUUCAGAGCUUGAUAACCUGUGCAAAAUUAUGUGCAGCCGAGGAAUCCGGAAAUACAUGGCCACUCACCUUCCUCAGCUUCCGAAACUACGGGAAGAAGUGCCGAAGGCUUUGAAACUGGCUUUGAAUCCUCCGAAGCUGGUGUUGGAGUGCUUGGGUAAGUUCUAUUUGCAGGGGAGUAAGGCGUUUACGAAGAACUCGCCUAUGAUACCAGCUCGCGAGGCGUCCAUUUUGAUAUUGGAGUGUUUCUUGUUGAUGAUGGGGAUGGAUUCCGACAAUCACAAAGAUGAUGGGGUGAUGGAUAUCGAGGAGGCCGUAAAAGGGGAGGCGGAGACAGCGGCAUUGGCGUGGCGGAAAAGGUUGUUGUUUGAAGGUGGUCUGGCGAAGGCCAAUCAGAUCGAUGCACGUGGGCUUCUGUUGUUUGUUGCGUGUUUUGGGAUUCCGAGCGCAUUUAAGAAGGAGGAUAUUCGGGAUUUGGUGAUUGCCGGCAAUGCCAAGGAGAUUUUGGGUGUACUGCAGAAGUCGCACGAGCUAAUGAAUAAAAUUCCAGAAAUAGUGGAAGGGAUGAUGAAGAAUAAAAUGGAAGUAGAUGCUAUUGAUAUUGUUUACACCUUCGGGCUUGAAGCGAGGUUUAAUCCUCAUAAAGUUUUGAUGCAGUUUCUACGGGAAUCUAAAGAAUCUUGGAAAAAGCCGAGGAAGGGACAGGGCUCAGAAGCUACGCAGAACGAUUUAAACAAGAAGUAUUUAGCUGCUCUAAAAUCCGUCAGCAAGUGCUUGGAAAGACACAAGAUUGAUCCAACAAAGCUUCUUUCUGGAUGGCAAAUCAAGGAAAAGAUUGCAACUUUGCAAAGAGAAAUUGCCGAAUCCGAAAAAAAAUCGGCAGAUACAACACCGAACAAAAGAAAAGCAAUCGAAAACGAGACAUGGAAGAGGCCGAAACCCCAAGAAUUACCAAAACGACCCCGGUACGUUGACCACGGUCAACACCACCAAAGCAUUCCUACUGCUCAUUUAGACAGCAGAAGGAACUUAUUGGAUAUUGGUCGCCCAAUUCACACCAACAAUUAUCACGCUUCUCAAGCUGCACUUUACGGUGGGCCAGGUGCAUUGAGCCACGGUGCCAUUCUUUCGACACCUUCUUACGCGGGAGUUAAUGGAGGAAUGAUAGUCGAUACAGCUGGACAAAUUAUAAACCACGGGACCCACCACGGUGGGACCCACUCGUACGACUGGCGUGCUGAUUCGGCCCUAGUCGAGAAGUAUGCGAGUCAAACCUCUUCGUUGGGGCUUACUAGCUUGUACAGGGCAUCGACCUCUGUGGAAGGCUUUCCUGGAGGAGUGGCUAAUGCCACGUCAGCAGGUCAUGGAAAUCGAGCUGCUCAGUCUGAUCUGUAUCAGUUUGCUGAUGCAGUUGCGGAGAGUGAAUCGUAUAGGAGCGGUGUUACGCACAGCGCUGCUGCUCCUACUGCUUUGCCUUCGCAUUAUUCGUCGUAUUUAUACCAAGUAUAGGCAGCCUAUUGUGGAUACUCUGAGAUAUGUUUUUUUUUUUUUGGAACCAUCUCUAGUUAGAUAAGAGUACUUGGUGAUGUUGUUUAUGUUAAUUUUAUUUAUAACCUUUAAUAGUAUUUUAAUGAGAGAUGGUAAUCUGGUUCGCAAUAGAACUGAUUUUUCUGUUUUUUUUU
This is a messenger RNA of Erythranthe guttata (spotted monkey flower), 2250 nucleotides long. It is a transcript of the gene FRI, whose product is annotated as FRIGIDA-like protein. Lineage: Eukaryota; Viridiplantae; Streptophyta; Magnoliopsida; Lamiales; Phrymaceae. The record is from RefSeq and is a predicted model, not a curated record.